This is a messenger RNA of Acanthochromis polyacanthus (spiny chromis), 8119 nucleotides long. It is a transcript of the gene dact1, whose product is annotated as dishevelled-binding antagonist of beta-catenin 1. Gene Ontology annotation, biological process: regulation of Wnt signaling pathway, planar cell polarity pathway; negative regulation of canonical Wnt signaling pathway; negative regulation of JNK cascade. Gene Ontology annotation, cellular component: cytoplasm. The transcript has 4 exons. The record is from RefSeq and is a predicted model, not a curated record. Bases 327 to 2756 code for a protein of 809 amino acids. NCBI's taxonomy places the organism in Eukaryota, Metazoa, Chordata, Actinopteri, Pomacentridae.
UGCUCUCCGUGACUCUGCUUCAGUCGCUCCAAGCCGCUGGUGAGGCGGCAGCAGGUCAGUGUCUCGCCGCGUCUCCGCUCAUUUAUCGCGGAUCUUCUGGUGCUGCAGCGCUGAGCAUCAUUGGAUCUACCGGGACAAACUCCUGAGAGACCCGGGACCGACUUACCGGAUUAUCAGAGUAGCUUCCCUGCAGGAGCGCCGUUAAACCACCGGUUGAUUCUGUUGCUCCAGGUGAGCCUCCAGGUGUUUCCUCUCCGCCGACCCGCCGCUCAGCACCAUGUUCCCGCAGAGACCCUGAGCUCCCAGCGGUCUCUCUGCAGGAGGUCAUGCUGCUGUCCGGCUCCUCCCGGAGGGACCCCGGGGGCCGCGGCAGAGCGGCGGCGGCUGCGGACUCGGACGCUGCGGAGCGGCAGCGGUCGGUCCGGGAGCGGCUGGAGGCCACCGUGUCCGGCCUCGGGGAGCUGGACUUCCUGCGGCAGCGGCAGGAGCUGCUGGUCCGGGCGGCGCUGGAGGAGGAGGAUGAGCGGCGGCGGAGGGAGCUGAGCUCCGAGGAGAAGCUGCUGGAGGAAAAUAUCCUGCUGCUUCGGAAACAGCUGAACUGUCUGAGGAGGAGGGACGCUGGACUCAUCAGCCAGUUACAGGAACUGGACCGACAGAUCAGCGACCUGCGAUUGGACACUGAGGCGUCACAUGACCAGCUGGAGACGGACAGCAGACCCAGUUCAGGUUUCUACGAGCUGAGUGACGGAGCGUCCGGUUCGUUGUCCAACUCGUCCAACUCGGUCUUCAGCGAGUGUUUCUGCUCGACAGCCGACACUGACGGACGCCUCCCCUCCACAGAUGAGCUGGCCGGCUGUUUGGAGUGCGACGGGCUGCUGGGAGGACUCUGCGAUGAUUUGUCCUCCUCAGCUACAGUCCGCCGCUCGCUGUCGGCUCCUCAGCCCACCGUGGACGCCGACGCCCAGUCCAAGUAUCACUGCGACCUGGUGGCCAGAAACGGCAGCGACGUCUACCGCUACCCGAGCCCGCUGCACGCCGUGGCCGUCCAAAGCCCCGCCUUCCUGCAGGUGUUGGGUCACGGCAGAGACGAGGCUGGAGGUGAAGGUCUGAAAACAGAAACCUGCCCUCCUCCUGUUUCAGCUCCUCCGGUACCACAGAGCUCCUCCUGGCCCGCCUCCUUCUCCCAGACUCCUCCCCUGAGGCGACUUGACAGCUACAUCUUCAGUCUGCUGCAGCGCCGAGCCCAACCCAUCAGAACCAGCCGGCCCAGAACCAGCAUCAGCACCGACCCCUCCAAGAGCAUCCUGAGGCAGGCCAGUCUCUGCAUAAGGCAGGUGUCGAAUCCUGGUUCUAGUUCUGGUUCUGGUUUAGGGUCUGAAGUUAAACCCUGCUGGCCGACUGGAGGAGCAUCAGGAGACUUUGCUGCUUCGUCUCCUCAGAGGUCUGUGGAGGUUAAAGGUGACGAACAGGAGCCUCCGAGUGUCGACGUGAUGCCAAACGGCUUCCAGAUCAGCAGUAAUGACACCGCCUCCCCUCGCACCAAUAAGGACAUGAACACGAGCAGCCUCCUGAGGACGAAGAGCAAAGGGCUUCUUCCUCAAGCAGCAGCAUCCACGGCGACGCUGCCCAAAGACUUCAGGGGACUGAGCACGCCCAGAGCUAACUCCUCCCCCAAGCAGCCAUGUUGCCCCCCAGCGCAGGAGCUGCUACCUCUGAUCAAUAAAACCCAGGCAGGUACUCCGAAGAACAACCCCAGACCAGAGGCAGGUGAGCAGCAGGUGGCGGAGCUCGCUAGUCUGGGCUCCUCCUCCCAGAGUCCGGAUGAAGCAGCAGGAAGUCACCUGGUUAACAGCAGGUACGUCCCCGCCCAGCAGCACGCCAUCAAGGUCCGCAAGGGAGGAAGCAAGAACGUCAAGACGGUCAAGGUGAAGACGAGUCGGACGUCUGAGCGCAGCGAUCUGCCGUCAGAGAGAAGAGCUGAUAAAUCCCAGCGCUCUAAAAAGCCCCGCCUCCUGGACGAUGGAGGCUCCACCCACAUUAAGGUCUCCAAGAGAGGCGCUUCGUCCAGAAUGAAAUGCCUCCCUGCAUCCAUCCCAGAGGGACGAGUGCUGGACAGACAUACCGGCAGCGUACGAUCCGGUUCAUCCAAGCACCAUCACCAUGGAAACCACCACCACUACAGCAGUAACCACCACCAUCAUCAUCAUCACCACCAUCAUCACAACGGACGCGACCAAGUCGUGGUCGUCGCCAAGCCAAAACACAAGCGCAAUGAUUACCGGCGGUUACGUGCGAUCAUGGAGAUGCCAUAUGACGAGGCGUUCAGGCGCGCUCAACGGCGGCAAAGAAAGGAGCUGCUCAGCAUCUCUGCUGCCAACGGUUACCCCAGCAGUCCGUACGCUUACGCUGCAGGAAGCGACUCAGAGUACUCAGCCGAAUGCGCAUCGUUGUUUCACUCCACCAUCGUGGAGACCAGUGAGGACGAGCGGUCCAACUACACCAUGAACUGCUUCGGAGAUAGCGAGUCCAGCGAGGAGGAGGAUGUGGAGGAGAGCACGGCCACCAGCGACACUGAGGAGAGCGGCGGCGGCGGGAUGGGCAGGGGGCGGGGCCAAUUAGGGGCGGCCGGCGUCAGGGCAGCGGGGCAGGAGGCGACUCAGGCGAAGGCCUUCGUCAAGAUCAAAGCGUCUCACAACCUGAAGAAGAAGAUCCUGAGGUUCAGGUCGGGGUCGCUGAAGCUCAUGACCACCGUCUGACUGUCAGGAACCUUAAAGCCGCUCUGCCGAUACACCUGAACCAGCAACGCUUUCCAUGAUGACAUUUCAACCAAACCUCUUCAGCUCGAACCACGAAUCCACAACCAGUCAUCCACUGAAUGUGGUGCUUCUUUACCUGGUUAAAAACAAACUCACCUGAUGGAACCUUGCUUCAUGUCUUUACCCUGGAGCCCUUCAAACUGCAGUCGAGUCCAUCUGAACCACCCAGUGUUCUGUUUGUUCCUCACUGUGACAUUCAAAUGCUAAAAACCAAACUUGUAAACUUACCUUUGCGUGGAUUUGUUGGAAUUUUCAGUUUGUAAAUCUGAGGAUGCAGUUUAACCCGUUGAGCCCCAAACAGUUUUGUUUCUCUCGUCACAUUUCUCCUCACUGUGGUUCAUUUUUCACUGCAAAGUUGUCGAGUUGUUUCUUUCUACUCUCUUCAUCAGCUGUAGAAAGGUGUUUUCCAUGCUGAAUGGAUCUCCAACAACUUGCUCCUCUGUUCACUGUUUCUGACUUUAUUGUAUUGAUCCAGUAUUUUUUAUUGUCCUCUCAGUCUUUCUGUGGAAACACUGCCUGCAGUUCAACCUGAAAAGCCUUGACAGUUUCUGUCUGAUAAAUGAAAUCUUUUGGCAGUUUUGUGAAGACAACCUGCCUUUCAUGGGGUUCAGAGGGUUGAAGCUGAAACGGUUAAUAGCACUGGGUUGUUCUCAUGGACUCUGUGGGUAAACACACCUUAAAGGCGCCAUAAUAAUACUCAUAAGUUCCAAUGUUCCAAACCCAGUUCAGAAUAUGAAACAAAUCAACAUGUUUGCCUGAACAGUAACAUUCAUCACUUUAAAAUUUUAAAUCAGUGGUUUUAUCCGUUUCCAGCAAACUGUAUCUCUGAGAGUCCCACAAGCGCAGCAUAAGAUGCUUUUUGUAAAGACGGGAAGGUUUGGCGUUACGGUUUAGCCAAUCAAAUUGGUCUCUCCACUUCCCUCUUUCUUUCCUGGUCAUCAAGUGCCUUGGCCAACAAACCUGGAACCAGUCUGCUUCAAACAAACGUUGUCCAACUGAGCGUAGAAGUGUCCUCCUGGAUAAACCUCCUGAGGGGUUACAGGCCCCACAUUUAUCUCCACUGACCAGAAACCAAGUGGGGAUUUACAGCUGGAGUGAUUCAUCGAUGACCAAACAGCUGAUUAGAUGAGUCAUUCCUAAUGUUCCUCUGGCAGCAGCUCCUCCGAUGUUUCCCAGUGUUCAGUGAUAGCAUGUUGUUGACCAAAGCUCUUUGAAUAUGUGAAUAUAUGAACAAGCUAUCCCAAUAAACCCUUAAAACUGGAUUCCAGCACAAAGAUCCUCUGUACGAGAUGGAGUAGACUCAGUAAUGCAAAUUUCAAAUAAAUUUGCUAGUAAUCAAAUGAAGUAGAACCAAAUGAUGUGGGGUAAAUCCCACUUUGGUUGUGCCUGGUUUGCACCACUGAAGGAUAUUAAAAACCAGAAUGGAUGCUGGAUUUCAGAUGAACUUGCUCACAUCUUUAAACAAAUGUGUUGCGUUCAGAAUCACAAACUAAUGCAUCUGUUGUACGGCAAACUGGACUUGGUUCAUGUCCCAGUACAGUAGCUGGUGUUUUUUUAAAUCCAACUCACAGGUUCACUUCACUUGGUUUAGUAUCUAAACAUUAAAUAAUACAAAUAGAACAUGUCGUAGAUUUGUGGACAGUUGGAACACCGCCUAUUUUCACUCCUUGGCUGUUGGGAAUUCAUCAUCAAAAAGGAGAUUUUCAGAUGCUGAAAUUUGUUUGAAGCACACUGAGGCUUUCAGGAUUGUUGCCGGACUCUGUUUUUUGGUCUCUGGUAGAAGUGGACCUUCAGUCGGGUUCCUCAGAGAGUUUGUUUCUUUAUACUGAAGCUUCUACAGAUAUUUCUGAACCCAAGUUUCCAGCAAGAGUCCCAGAACUUUUAUUUUCUGGAGUAAGUUGGUGUCUUUCCACUGCAGGAACCUGGACGAAGUGUUGCGAAAGUUUACAGAAGUGGCCACAUGACCGGCCCUUUCAGUUUUACUGGUUCCAACCACUUCAACCGAGAUGUUAACUCUGAGUGCAUCCAAACAACAACCAAUAGCAGCUAGUAAAGUUAACUCCAGAAAACUGCCUGAAGGAGGUUCUACGGAGGUUCAGUUCUUGCAGUCAGAACAUACUCAAAGGUUCAGGCUUCGAUAAAACGGUUCCUAAAAAAGUUCCUGCAGUGGAAAACAACUGAAUGUCAGAAAAUAUCGAAGAAACUAAAGGUUCCUUCAGUCUGUGUUACCUUCGUGCUGUGAAGCCUUGUGGCAAUUUGGUGAAUUAGUUUACAAAUUAAAGAGUGAUGCCAUUCUGGAUGACGACAGCUAAUGAAAUUUUAAGGUGGACCUCAGAUUCCUUCUCAACCGUUAAGGCAUGGACUUUGUUGUUGUGUCAAAGCUCAAUGAGCAAAAACCAAAUAAACCUGUUCGCAGCUGCAGGUUUUUAAAAAUGUUGAUUGCGAUGCUGGAAGACCGUUACAGUGCUCGACUAAACUGAAAGUUUUGGAAGACGUUCCUCUGUUAAGGUUUCGUCUGGUUCCUUCGAUGGAAACACUGGUUCCUUGGGCGGUUGUUCAGUUGGAGUCGGUUGGAGGGUUUUGGUCGGAUCUCGCUGCAGUAAUCUUUUUAUUUCCUGCACUUUGAGACAAACCGACAGGACGGACUGUGUGACGCUGUUAAUCUGUUGUUUGUAUGUAGCCUUAUUUUGUAUUUAUUAUCACUUGCCUUUUGCUGUUUCCCAGCACGCCAAACGUGUAAAUGCUUCUCUUGUUUUUAGACAGUCCUGAUUUAAGUUGUUAUAUUUGAUGAAAGCUAUUUAAAACCUAAUAUAUUUGCUUGGUACAUAUAGAAAACCACACAUGGUACUAAUUAACCGACAGCCGGUGGAGGCCGACUGGUCUUCACUUGCCUUUUAUUUACAUAAGUAUGACAUGUCUUUUUUUAAAUACUGUUGCACCAUUUAUACAGCAUUUAGAUGUUCAAACUUAUGGUACAGUUUGCUCUUUUACUGUCAGAUCAGUGGAACAAUGAGGUGUUUCCCUAAUAUAAAAUUGAAAAUGCAGUAGAUGGUUUUCCUAGUUUUAAACAGGGUUGAUGCUUUUGCUGCAGCAUGAACUCAUUUUGAAAAAAAAACUUUUGAAACUUUUGCAAAGCGCAGUCUGACUAUGAAAAACUACCAACAAAGUUUAGUCCAUUCCCAACUUCAACUUAAAUAAUGCAAGAAAGAGUCCAAAUGUUUGUAAAAUUCAAACUAUCCUCUCUACUUGGUUGUAUCAGAUGGGUAUCAACUUAUUCUCAUCCACUACAGAACAACUGCAGGUCUGUUUAGCCUAGCUUAGCACAAAUUCUGGAAGUGAGUUGAAACCGCAAGGGAGCAAAAACACUAACACUGCCAAUUUUAGCUUUAAAUGUCUUUUGUUAGAUGUAUAAAGCUACACAUACUCAGUUGACUUCAGAUAGCUAGCAUCAAAUGUCAAAUGGUAGCUGUUAGAGGCUAACUGUCAUGCUACCAGGUGGUUUUUAGCGCCCUGGAAACAGGAUAGAAACUGCUAGCAUGACAUCAGAUUGAGAUAGUUUAGCUAAAGCUGAAUGUUUGGGCAAAGGGUUGAUGUUAAACUUACUAGUUGGGAUAAAGCGUCAUUCACCUACAGACAGGCUUCAGACAGUUAUCAUAAAAUGUUAUGGUGGUUGUUACCAGCGAAAUGUUUUGAUACCAGGACAUUUAUAAACUAGUUUAGAAUGGAAAUGGAGUGAAAAUGCUAGCUUAGCUCUACUGAAUAUGAUACAGAGUUUAUACUGAAAAUAAAAAGAAACUGACAGAUACCAGUAUCCGUUCAGUCUGGUUUGGUUCAGGGUUUAAUCAGGUUGAAAGUGUUGGAGUUACACGAACUAGUUAGCAUAUAGCACCAGCUACUAAAUAUGAAAUGUAAUCGUAGUGGUUUCUAGCUAACUGUUGUGAUGCAAAGAUUGAAUGGAAAUGAAGGAAACUGAAAUGAUGAUGAAGUUUAAGUUGUAUGAGUUGGAUCCAGGAUGUGUUUUGCUUAGUUUAGCAGAAAACAGGGACCAAGUGUUGAUGUUUUACUAUUUAGUGUGUAGCUACAGCUACUUUGGGCAGUUAGCAUCUAACAGUGUUGAAGUUUGCUACCUCUUGUAAUAGCAGGAUGAUUUUAGCCUGCAUCUGCACAAAGACUGUAAAUGGAGGGGGAAGUGCUAGCUUGAUUGAACAUAAUGAGUUUUUACUGAAAAGAAAAAGAAAGAUUCCUUUUAAGCAGCUCUUUGGCAACAGCUGGAAGAAAAGGCUUUCUUUUAAAGGUAGAAACCUCCAGCAGAGCCAGGUUUAGGGAGGGCAGACAUCUGCCUCAACCAGUUAGGGUGAGGGUAUGGGCAUGUUUAGCCUUGCUCCAACAAAUAAGAAAUCAGUCUUUUAGGAAACAUUGUCUGGUUUAAAACACAGUGAAAUAGAAAUAUAAGAAUGAGACACAGUGGGUCUGCAUUAGUCAGCCAGCUAACAUGUUAGCAUCCCUAAGCUAACACAAGUGUACACAUUAGCAGCUGAAGUCUGUGAGGUAGGAGUUUUGGAAGUCAAUUAAACUAGCUUUGAACUGUCAGAACACAAUUAGUGUAUAAUUUAUUCACUAAAAUUAGCAUUAGCUUGCUAACUUUUGCUAACUUUUUAACUUGUAGAUGACGCCAGCUCUUACUCUUUGUGCUAAGUUAUGUUAACUAUGUCCAAGACCUGCUGUAUCUUUACUGGACACAGAUUCUGAUAUCCAGCUUUUGAUUCAGGAUGACACUAAACAAGAGGAUUUCCUUGAAUGUGAGGAUUUUACAUUUUAACUGCAAAAGUUUUACAGACGCCCUUGUUGGUGUUUAUUGAGCGAGCCUUAAAAUUACCAUUUUUGGAACCUCUAUAACUUCAUUGUUCUGGUCUAUUCUGGUCUGAGUUUACACGUUCCAGAUAUAAAUAGCUCCCGUGAAGCUUUAAAAAGCCACAGAAAGCUCCUUUACAGCUGUCGCAUGCCGCCUUUCUGUUGAGCUAUUUUUAAUUUUGUUUGACUUUGAGUUUUUUUCCGCUGCUGACACAGUUUGGAUUUAAAUCUGAGGCCCCAGCUCUGAGUGUUAAACAGCCACAAACCUAUAAACCAAAAGCAAAACUCGACUCCUCCUGAGGUCUGACCACUGAUACUGAUCCAACUCUGUAAAUGUUCACAUAUGCAACUAUAAAUGACUGUUACUGAUGUGUGUAUAUAUCAUGUCUGUGUAUGCCAAUAAUGGUGCUUAACCUUUUUAUGCUUCAUUAAAUGUGGACUUUAACAUAGAA